GGACCUGGGAGAAGAGGAGGUGCCACCCUGGGCCCUCCUUCUGUAAAAGGAAAAGUCAUUAACCCCUCCUGCCUUGUCAUCUGCCUCCUUCAUAUGUUCAUUCUAAGCAGAAUCAUCCUACCUUUGGGCAGUAAACUUCUGAUCAUUGCCUCUUUGCUUCCCCCAUCUCUCUGCCUACUCUGUUCUCUCCAGCCUAGUUCCAUCCUGAGGCUCCAUCUACCUUCUUUUUUUCUUUUUCCCUCUUGAUGUUUCCUUAUCUGUUCCCCACCUCUUUCCCCAGGGAGCUCACUCAAUCCCCUCAGUCCUGGAAACCAGACUUUAGGGCCAAAGGGCAGCAUGAGGGAGCCUUGAGAAGGGGGAGGCCAUGCCAGCGUAGACUGUAAGAGCAGGAAUUCUCCUAGGACCAUGAUCCUGUCUGUGCGUGUUAGCCAGGCCCUUUCCCUGACUCUCUGCCUCUCCUGGGGCUUUGUCCCACCAAAAAGGGAAAGAGCGCUUAGGGCUGAUUGUGGGGUUUGGGAAAAGGCUAUGUCAUCGCUGGCCCAGUGCCUAUAAUCCAUCCGGCUGCUAGAGAUUCCCCUCCCCUGGGCAAGUCCCACUUUUUUUUUAAAAGGAAAACAAAAACUAGGAUUUUAGGAAGCAAUGAUACACCCAUCUGAGUCCUACCGACAGAGCUCUGGCUGAGUGGCUUAGAGAGCAGCCAAUCGCAGAGGCUCGGGAUGCUUGCUUAAAAGAGCUGGCACUGAGAGAGGCUGGGGAGAACCCACAGGGAGACCCACAGACACAUAGACACAAGAGAGACAGAGGAAGGAAGAGACAGAGACAAAGGCUCAGUGGAAGAAGGCAGAGACAGGACAGGCACAGAAGCAGCCAAGACAGAGUUGUACAGAGGGAGAGGCAGAGAAGCUGCGGAAGAUACAGACAGAGACAAAGAUCCAGGAAAGGAAGGCGCAGGAGGAGAGUUUGGAGAAGCCAGACCCUUGGGCACCUCUCCCAAGGGUUAAGUUUUUUCCAUCUCCUCUGAAGGUCCCCAGCCCCUCUGAAAACUCUGCCUCUGACCUUGGCAGGAGUCCGAGCCCCCAGGCUACAGAGAGGAACUUUCCAAAGCUAGGGUGUGGAGGACUUGGUGCCCCAGAUGGCCUCAGCCCCUUCCAGCUGCAGCACCAGUGCCAUGUCCCGGACAGGCUUGCAUCGCGGGAGGGGCUUGGCGGGGCGCUGGCUGUGGGGAGUCCAACCCCGCCUGCUGCUCCCCACUGUGCCCCUCUCCAGGCUGGUUCAACUGCUCCUGCUGCUGCUGUCCUCCCUCCUGCCCUCAGCCUGGCCAGCCAGCCCCCUCCCCCGGGAGGAGGAGAUCGUGUUUCCAGAGAAGCUUAACAGCAGCGUCCUGCCUGGCUCAGGCACCCCUGCCAGGCUGUUGUACCGCUUGCCGGCCUUUGGGGAGACUCUGUUACUAGAGUUGGAGCAGGACCCCGGCGUGCAGGUGGAGGGGCUGACAGUGCAGUACCUGGGCCAGGCGCCCGAACUGCUGGAUGGGGCAGAGCCGGGCACCUACCUGACCGGCACCAUCAAUGGAGAUCCGGAGUCGGUGGCGUCUCUGCACUGGGACGGGGGAGCCCUGUUAGGGGUGUUGCAGUAUCGAGGGGCCGAACUCCACCUCCAGCCCCUGGAGGGGGGCACCCCUAACUCUGCUGGGGGACCUGGGGCUCACAUCCUACGCCGGAAGAGUCCUGCCAGCGGCCAGGGUCCCAUGUGCAACGUCAAGGCUCCUCCUGGGAGCCCCAGCCCCAGUCCCCGAAGAGCCAAGCGCUUUGCUUCACUGAGCAGAUUUGUGGAGACCCUGGUGGUGGCAGAUGACAAGAUGGCAGCAUUUCAUGGAGCAGGGCUAAAGCGCUACCUGCUGACAGUUAUGGCGGCAGCAGCCAAGGCCUUCAAGCACCCAAGCAUCCGCAACCCUGUCAGCUUGGUGGUGACUCGGCUAGUGAUCCUGGGGUCAGGCGAGGAGGGGCCCCAAGUGGGGCCCAGUGCUGCCCAGACUCUGCGCAGCUUCUGUGCCUGGCAGCGGGGCCUGAACACCCCUGAGGACUCGGACCCUGACCACUUUGACACAGCUAUUCUGUUUACCCGUCAGGACCUGUGUGGGGUCUCCACCUGUGACACUCUGGGUAUGGCUGAUGUGGGCACCGUGUGUGACCCGGCCCGAAGCUGUGCCGUUGUGGAGGAUGAUGGGCUCCAGUCGGCCUUCACUGCUGCUCAUGAACUGGGCCAUGUCUUCAACAUGCUCCAUGACAACUCCAAGCCAUGUGUCAGUUUGAAUGGGCCCGGGAGCACCUCCCGCCACGUCAUGGCCCCUGUAAUGGCUCACGUGGAUCCUGAGGAGCCCUGGUCCCCCUGCAGUGCCCGCUUCAUCACUGACUUCCUGGACAAUGGCUAUGGGCACUGUCUCUUAGACAAGCCAGAGGCUCCCCUGCAUCUGCCUGCGACUUUCCCUGGCAAGGACUAUGAUGCUGACCGCCAGUGCCAGCUGACCUUUGGGCCCGACUCACACCAUUGUCCGCAGCUGCCGCCGCCCUGUGCUGCCCUCUGGUGCUCUGGCCACCUCAAUGGCCAUGCCAUGUGCCAGACCAAGCACUCACCCUGGGCCGAUGGCACCCCCUGUGGGCCCACACAGGCCUGCAUGGGUGGCCGCUGCCUCCACGUGGACCAGCUCCAAGACUUCAAUAUUCCACAGGCUGGUGGCUGGGGUCCCUGGGGACCAUGGGGCGACUGCUCUCGGACCUGUGGGGGUGGUGUCCAAUUCUCCUCCCGGGACUGUACGAGGCCCGUCCCCCGAAAUGGUGGCAAGUACUGUGAGGGCCGCCGCACCCGCUUCCGCUCCUGCAACACUGAGGGCUGCCCAACUGGCUCAGCACUGACCUUCCGUGAGGAGCAGUGUGCUGCCUACAACCACCGCACUGACCUCUUCAAGAGCUUCCCAGGGCCCAUGGACUGGGUCCCUCGCUACACAGGUGUGGCCCCCCGGGACCAGUGCAAACUCACCUGCCAAGCCCGGGCACUGGGCUACUACUACGUGCUGGAGCCACGGGUGGUGGAUGGGACCCCCUGUUCCCCAGACAGCUCCUCAGUCUGUGUCCAGGGCCGCUGCAUCCAUGCUGGCUGUGACCGCGUCAUUGGCUCCAAAAAGAAGUUUGACAAGUGCAUGGUGUGUGGUGGGGAUGGCUCUAGCUGCAGCAAGCAGUCAGGCACCUUCAAAAAAUUCAGGUAUGGAUACAACAAUGUGGUCACUAUCCCUGCGGGGGCCACCCACAUUCUUAUCCGGCAGCAGGGGCCCCCUGGCCCCCGGAGCAUCUACCUGGCCCUGAAGCUUCCAGAUGAUUCCUAUGCCCUCAAUGGUGAAUACACGCUGAUGCCCUCCGCCACAGACGUGGUCCUGCCUGGGGCAGUCAGCUUGCGCUACAGUGGGGCCACUGCAGCCUCCGAGACACUAUCAGGCCAUGGGCCGCUAGCCCAGCCUUUGACGCUUCAAGUCCUGGUGGCCGGCAACCCCCAGAAUGCACGGCUACGGUACAGCUUCUUCGUGCCCCGGCCAGCCCCUUCAACACCGCGCUCCACUCCCCAGGACUGGCUGCACCGAAGGGCACAGAUUCUGGAGAUCCUCCGGCGGCGCCCCUGGGCAGGCAGGAAAUAACCUCACCAUCCCGGCUGCCCUGUCUGGGCACCGGGGCCUUGGACUUAGCUGGGAGAAAGAGGGAGCUUCUGCAGCUGCCUCGUGCUAAGACACAGUGGGGAGGGGUUGUGGGCAUGAUGCCUGUCCCUCCUCUCUGCCCAAAUGCGCAGGCUGGCCCUGCCCCGGCUUUCUGCCCUGGGAGGCAGUGAUGGGUCGGUGGAUGGAAGGGCUGAGAGACAGUGUCCUAUCUAAACUGCCCCCUCUGCCCUGCAGGUCACAGGUGGGAGGGGGAAAGCAGCGUGGGCCCAGGCCCCAGUUGUAUUUAUUUAGUAUUUAUUCACUUUUAUUUAGCACCAGGGAAGGGGACAAGGACUAAAGUCCUGGGAAACAUGACCCCCCACCCCUCAUAGCCCUCACCCUGGCUAGGAAAUCCAGGGUGGUGGUGUCAGGCAUAAGUGAUCUGUGUGCGUUUGUGUGUGAGAAAAUGUGUGUGUGCUUAUGUAUGAGGUACAACCUGCCCUGGAUUUCCUCUUCCUGAAUUUCAUUUUCUAGGAAAAGAAAAGUCAAGGGUAGGAUGGACCUUCAGGGAGUGAGGAAUUAUCAUAUUUUUAAAAUAUAAAUUGAAUUCUGCUAUUUAUGUGCUCCUUUUGGAGUCAGACAGAUGUGGGUUGCAUCCUGCCUCCAUAUCUCUGAGCAUUGGUUUUCUCAUUUGCCAAUAAUAAUACCUCCCUUUGAAGUUUGUUGUGAGGAUUAAAUAAUGUAAAUAAAGAACUAGCAUAA
Messenger RNA from Microcebus murinus (gray mouse lemur), 4441 nucleotides. It is a transcript of the gene ADAMTS4, whose product is annotated as ADAM metallopeptidase with thrombospondin type 1 motif 4. Gene Ontology annotation, cellular component: extracellular matrix. Gene Ontology annotation, biological process: proteolysis; extracellular matrix organization. Lineage: Eukaryota; Metazoa; Chordata; Mammalia; Primates; Cheirogaleidae. Gene Ontology annotation, molecular function: metalloendopeptidase activity. The record is from RefSeq and is a predicted model, not a curated record.